CACUGCCCCUGUUCACUUCUUUCCAUUUCAAGAGAACUUCGAACGAUUGACCUGCCGAAGUGGACCCUUUGAGGCUUCUGAGAGUGGCCGUUGCGGCCCUUGCUACACUGAUCAUUCAGGGGGUUUGUAAGGGUGCGCCGAAAUAGCUGAACCUCUGAUCACGACCCUGAAAUCACACUUCCAAUUGAGCAUUGUAUGUUAGAACGCCAGUACUUCUGAUUCGUGCGCAGCUGCCCGCAUUACCAGUAUUGUCUUAUACGCUGAUCAGGUUGGGGGCUCAAGUGGGAGCUCACUGCAUGCUGCUUGUGAUCUUCUGGAGGAUGCUCAUCUUUUCACAGCGAUCCAGUAGAAAGGGUCAGUCGCACUUAGGAUCAAGUCCCUAGAGCUGGCACCCACAAGAAAGGGGAUACAAAACCAACACAGAAAGUAGGAGUGCGCUCCGCAAUUUCUCAAACCGCCGCUGUCAGACUCAAUUGUAUCCACAAAGACACCUAUAGAAGGAACAAGAACGCCGCCAGGGAAUACUUAACCGUCGCAGAAUCCAAUGAGCGCGCUCCGCAACCCCCCAGGCCGCCGCUUUGGCUGGGGCCUGCCCCUCGCCGCUCUUGCAUGCUGUGCGCUUAUCGUACAGCUGUUGAGCGGACAGUCAUGGGUGCUUCCCGCCGUUUGCUGUAAGGGAUGCGUGCGUGACCCCCCGACAGGCUGUAGUCCAGGGGAACUAGACAGGGCUGAUCACUCCGUGUUCCAUCUGUCGGAGUCUGACCUGCCCGGAAACGAUCUGGUCUUCAAGCUGUUCUCAGAAGAGGUGAAAAAGGAUGGGCCGGGGUUGUUGGCAAGUGGACAAGGACAGCAAGUGCGUACUGAUCCGGUUAAGUUUGCAACUAGAGCGGAGAAAGAGGUUCCAAAGUUGUUCCAGGUUUCUGGGCAGCGGGAGACCGUCGCCUCUGGCAGUGACGAGUCCAGCCCAAAGUCUCAAAACCCAGCAAGUCAAAAGGCAACAUUCAACUCCUCAUCUGAUACUCUUCCAGAUAUCGAUCACUCAACGGCAGAGGCCGCCAAGAACAAGGCCUCUCAUCCCUUCAGAAUUGCACUCUUGAGCUCGUACACCCCCCAAAGGUGUGGUCUCGCGGAAGCCACGCACGAUCUGUACCACAGGGGGUUGGUUUCGGCAGGGCUGCUGACCCCCCGCGUGAGUGUGGGUGUAAUUGCGGUGGACGAAGGGGGGACGGCGGGCAAUUACUCGGAGGAGGUUGCCUUUGUGAUCAGCAAAUGGAACCAGGAGGACUAUGUGCGAGCCGCUGACGUCAUCAACCGCGACUAUGACGUCCUCAACGUCCAUCAUGAGUACGGAAUCUUUGGGGGUGACAAUGGGGAGUUUUUGCUGGCCCUCCUAUCCCGCUUAACCGUUCCAGUCGUAACCAACCUACACACCGUCCCUACUUCCCUAUCUGUCCAAGCCAAAACGGUCGUCGGCAGAAUCCUGCACCAUUCCGCCCGAGUCCAAGUCUUCCUCCCCUCCUUAUGCGACCGCCUCCGGAAUCAGUUCUCCCUCCGUUUCAAAUGCUCGUUUUCGCCUCGAGGGGUCCCCUCGCCAUCAGCCAAAACUCGCCAGAUCCUUUCGGGGGGGUCAGAUGAGGUGGUGAUCGUCACCCCCGGACCGCUGGCCCCCGCCCAUCGCAUCGAACACAUGAUCGAAGCGAUGAAGAUAGUGCGGGCCGCGAUCCCCCAAGCAGUGUAUCACGUUCAGGGGGAUCUCCCGAGAAAUGCUGACGUCACCGCUGCCAAAGAUUACGUCAGCAGUCUGAGGCGCCUGGCGGAGUCGUUCGGGGUAGAGGACGCGGUUCGCAUCGAGGAGCGGUUUGCUGGUAACGAGGAGCUAACCACGCUGGUUAGCAGGGCGAGUCUCGUGGUUACGCCGUACAUUGACCGGACCCAGGUUUCCUCUGACGUCCUGGCUCUUGCCGUCGCCCUCGAACGCCCCGCGAUCGCGACCCCCUUCGAGUACGCUCGAUGGCUCUGCAACCGGACCAGUGCCGGCCCCCCCGUUUGCGCGCUUGUCCCCUUCCAAAACCCCGGCGCGCUAGCGGCGGCCGCGGUGCGCAUCCUGCGCCGCCCCGACCUGCCGCGCGUCGCGCCCGCGGCCGCGCACGCGCGCGGCAUGCUCGCAUACUGGCCCGAGCUGGCGGCGCGCUGGGUGGCGCUCCUGCGGGACGUCAGCGUGACGUGGCAGAGGGACCGGACGUUCCGCGUCAGGCGGAUCCAGGGGCCGUUUCCUAAGGCUGACGUAAACGAUCCGAAGAACGACGAAUCUCAAAUGAAAACGGACGGCUUAGGGGGGCAAUCUCGUUUGACGGCCUCGCAAACGGAGCGGGAUGAGAUUGGCGGGCUUCGAUUGAAAACGGGUCCUUUCAGGGGGGUCCAUUCGGCCGGUGGAGCGCCCCCCCUCGAGCGGUGCACCGCGCAGCGGGGCGCUGACGGCUCCUUUUACGCCACCAAUAGCUUAUUGGCCCUGCACGGCCGCUUUUAUAAGGGCGGGGAGCAUAGAGUCAAGCAUACCCUGCUCCAAGGCUCGGACCUGGUAUUAGGUGCCGCGGGCGUCCGAUACGGCGGAGCGUUUCUGUCCGCACGAUCGGAGAUUGGACAGGUGGAAACGAGGCUCAUUCCAGACGUGGAGAAUUUACGACAGGAGGGGAGGGGCGCGGUUCUGGGGUUCGAGUCGCUUGUGUUCGCUUCCGGGGAUGAAUCUGCGCCGGUUGCGAGAGUGUCAACGUCGUUCCGACUGCAGCCAAAGUCGACGGCUCUGACACUAGAGUUUCGAGUCGAGGCGAUGGGCGGGUGCUUGGCUGACGUGGAAAUCAUCUCCGGAAUGGAUUGCAUGUCUAGCACUUUCCCCGGGCUUACUUUCGACACGUUUCGUGCCCGGUCGACCGACGGCAAAGACAUCGGUGUCUCAGCUACGAGCGCGGAAGCGACGUUGUUCGAUCGCACCAAAGACGGAGUUUCAGACUGGAGUAUUGUCAUGAACAGGGCGGGCGAUUUCGGUGUCGUCACGGUUCCCCGUAACGAGUCUCUGUUGAGCUCCACGUUCAGCGAAGUAAGCGAAGAGGCGGGUGACGUCAGCUUCCAUUACGUGGCGAGUCGGUAUGCCCUAGGCGAGGUGUGCAGUGGUUUGCCAAAGUCCAUCGUAGAAGAGAAGAUUCUGGUAUCGAAGAUAGAUGUAGAUAAUUGGUCUUUUUUUGACGGAGUCGUUCGAGAGCUUAAUCCUAACUGAACGGCUUAAAGACUCAUCGAUUCCCAUUUGUCUGAGAUUGCCGUGCGAGAUCUCAACCGCUUUUGAUAAGAUACUGACAACGUAAUACUAAUCAACGCAUGCCGACCGUUAGUGGAUAAGUUCAAAAGACUAGCGCUGUGAAACGAGGCUGGUGGUUGGAAAAGGCGUCCUGAAUUCUGGAGCGGCAGAACAGUAGAAGAAGCGGAUGCUUGCAGCCUGCGAGAGGACAAAAAUACUUGCAGAUACAACAAGGUCUGUAUUUUGGACCGCGGUGAGGUGCCAGCGAAGUAUGAGGCGGAAAUGAUUGUCUUGGCGCCGUGCAUGGCA
Klebsormidium nitens is the source of this 3598-nucleotide messenger RNA. The record is from the annotation of a GenBank genome assembly. NCBI's taxonomy places the organism in Eukaryota, Viridiplantae, Streptophyta, Klebsormidiophyceae, Klebsormidiales, Klebsormidiaceae.